ACAGAUUUUCUCAAUUUCAACCAGGUACACGCCAAACCAUCGAGUCUAUCUGGUUUCUUCAGAGUUGCGCUCAGCUAUGGGGAAGAAAAAUCGCACAGGAACUGGGCGAAGAACAAUUAUACAGCUCUCUCCACCAGGGCAUCGCACGGGCACGUCGGGUGGACAAGAGGACGUGUUGGGAUCAGGAUCAGAAGACGAACAAGAAGGUGAUGGGCAGGGAGUCUUAAGAGAAUCUAUGAAAGAGAUGAAAACAGCGGCGAUGAUGACCACACAGGGUUUAUCGCUCCUGGGGGUGUAUGAGGACAGUGAUGAAGAGGAUGGAGUGGAUAACCAGUCAUCUGCACCAAAGGCCAAACUUAACCAGUCAGGAGACAUUGACAGCACCUUGGCGAAUUUUAUGGCUGAGAUUGAUGCCAUAACCACCGCGCCAGCUCCACCAGAUGGGCCGCCUGCUGACAGCCCUGCUCCAGUCCCUACUCCUCCACGCCCUGAACCCAAAACAGACCAGCAGACACCGGAGCAAAAUGGACAAGCGCAAGCCGCCUCGUACAACACUCAGUAUUCACUGGCUGGUGUGGGUGUUGAGAUGGGUGAUUGGCAGGAGGUAUGGGAUGAGAAUACUGGUUGUUACUACUACUGGAACACCCAGACUAACGAGGUGGCAUGGGAACUACCCCAGGACCUGGCCCACCAGGUCCAGAACCUUCAGCAGUACAGAGACAGCUCGACGGUCAACGGUACAGGUGCGUCACACAAUGCAGAAGUGUACUCUGAGCAGCAUGCCUCUGCUUCUGCUUCUGCUUCUGUCAGCGCCCCAAGCACAAAGAGGGAGCCCAAAAAGAAAGAAGUGAUGGAGAGUGUGGUGGCCAUGACUAGUGAGGAAGAGGAUAGGAGAGGGGUCGCCGCUUCCCUCCUUGCAUCACUUAUCCCAGAUGAGGUGAAAGAGGCGGAAGAGAAGUGGAGGAAGAGCGUGAUUGCUGUGGAGACGAAGAUGGACACUACAGAUGGGGAAGAUGAUGAUGGAACCCACCCUUCAGGGUCCCCAGCCCAGAGAGACGGGGAUAGCGUCUCCUGUAGCAACCAGCCAAGCAGGAGUCAGUCGCCAGACAACUCUGAGGCAGAGGAAGACACCAUAGAAUUGGAGCUGGCGCUGGAGAGGAAGAAGGCUGAGCUUCGUGCUCUUGAGGAAGGUGAUGGCAGUGCUGAAGGCUCCAGCCCCCGCUCUGAAGCCAGUCAAGAUGGCCCCCACAGCGUGGCCCCCAAGAAGACCAAAUGGAAGACUCUAGUGCGUGCGCCGAGCCCAGACUCUACCAGCCGCAGCUCUGACAAGACUGCCGUGGAUACACAAGAGCAAAGCGACACACAUUCCAAGUCUUUGGACAAGCCAGACGAAGAUGACAAGGAGAAGGUUAUCUCCAGAUUGCAGCCAAAAGAGGAGGAACCGCCUGCAGACCUCAAGUUCCAGAUUGGAGAGCUUGCCAACACUUUAACCAGCAAAAUGGAGUUUUUGGGGAUCAACAAAAAGGCCAUAUCUAACUUUCAGCUGCUUUUGCUCCAGACAGAGACGCGGAUAGCAGACUGGCGAGAGGGUGCGCUGAAUGGAUCCUACCUCCGGCGCAGGCUUCAGGAAGCUGCCGAGCAUAUAAAACAUUAUGAACUUAACGCCACCCCUAAAGGCUGGUCCUGCCACUGGGACAGAGAACAUAGACGCUACUUCUAUGUGAACGACCGGAGCAGUGCCUCACAGUGGGACUUCCCCGUGGUGGAGGAUGAGGAUGACGAAGAUGAUGAUGAGAUGAUGAUGAGGAAGAGGGGAACGAAGCAGGCAAUGCCAGCAACCGGCAAGAUGAGGCAGCACUGCACCUCCUCGAGUGCCCCAGCACCCACCCCCUACUGGCCAAUGGCUCCAACCUCGCAGCCCCCCCCACCCCCACAACCACCCCUGCCUCCAGGUGAACCCCCUCCCCCUUCAGAGGCCCCGCCGCCUCCCCCCCCACCCCCAGACUCCCCACCCCCUCCCCCCCCUCCUCCGCUCAGUGAUGAUGGAGAGAUUGAGGAGGUGGAGAUGGAGGAUGAAGAGGGAGAGCCACCAGCCCCCGGAACGGAAGACAGCAAGGCUGCUGAAGCGGCAGCCUCUCUUGGAAUCACGGCCAAAGGUCUGAAACGCAAAGCCCCUGGUGGUGGCCAGACCAACAAAGCAGUCACCAUUGGGAGCAAUGCUGUCCUUUACACCCAGUCAUCUGCCACCGCAGAUCCUGUGUUGACUGGCGGUGCCUAUUGGGGGGUGUCUGCUGCACCUGUGGUCCCCGAGGCUGCUGCUGCUGCUGCUCCCCCUGCCCCUCCAGCCUCCCAGCUGCCCGCGACUCUGGAGCUGGAAUCAGCCAAGGCAUCGGCACUGGACAAGACCAAGAAGCCUAAGAAGGAAAAGACAAAGAAAAGCAAGACUAAAAUGCCAUCCCUAGUGAAGAAGUGGCAGAAUAUCCAGAAAGAGCUUGAUGAAGAGGAGAAGAGCAGUUCGAGUGAUGAAGACCGUGACCAGAUGAACAGCCGACGCAUUGAGGAGUGGAAGCAGCAGCAACUCGUCACAGGGAAGGCAGAGAAGAACGCUAACUUUGAGACCCUGCCUGACGACUGGAGGCAACGCCUACUGAAGAAGAAGAGGAAGAUGAUGAAGAGUUCGUAGUGCUGAAAGCCAGAUCAAAUGACUUCCUAAUAAUCAGUGGACUCUGUUUCUGUGCCCUGCUCAAGUCACUUAAUGUAUCUUACGGACAUGAUUGAAGAAACCUGAAUGUUCUGUUGACUGUAUAUUGGUGUUAGUCCCCAUUGGGCAUUAGAGCCCUAUUCAAGUUAUCUAUGGUUCCUCAUUUUAAAUGCAGUCGGUGUGCCAUAACUCAUAAAGCUUUUUUUUUUUUAAUGGGGUUCCUUCCUUUUUCAACACACACCAUAUUGGUCUGAAGUAAUAUUACUUUUAUCAUGUGAUAUUACCAUGUAAUAGUUGCACUGUAAUAAGUGUGUUCCAAUUUACCGGUCACUAUUAUUACAGCUACAUGCAGUGCUUUCUCAUGUAAUAUGUAAAUUACAAUAGUACUUGAACAGGCAUUGUUUAGAAAUCAUAACAUACUUUAGUUUUUUUCCAUGGCUAUAUGAAACAAUAUCAAAUUCCAUUACCCACUUGAACAGAAUGUAUCAAGCCACUUCUAUGUAUGUGCCAAUGACCGCUGGAACCCUUGGUUUUGUGUCUUCAUCUCAUGUAAAACACCAACACCCCCCCCCCCCCUUACAGUAUGAUAACUUCUUUCUGUUAUCGAAUGAGGUAAAAGGCCAAGAAACAUUUUUUUUAUGUGUAAAUAAUGAUAAAGUUUUUGCCAAUUGUGUUUA
This is a messenger RNA of Clupea harengus (Atlantic herring), 3378 nucleotides long. RefSeq names its product formin binding protein 4 (gene fnbp4). The record is from RefSeq and is a predicted model, not a curated record. NCBI's taxonomy places the organism in Eukaryota, Metazoa, Chordata, Actinopteri, Clupeiformes, Clupeidae. The coding region runs from base 77 to 2683 and encodes 868 amino acids. The transcript has 17 exons. Gene Ontology annotation, molecular function: protein binding.